Molecule: messenger RNA, 3173 nt
Organism: Zea mays
Lineage: Eukaryota; Viridiplantae; Streptophyta; Magnoliopsida; Poales; Poaceae
Product: histone-lysine N-methyltransferase family member SUVH2
Exons: 2
Coding region: 249-2384 (711 amino acids)
Cellular component (GO): nucleus
Molecular function (GO): zinc ion binding; histone methyltransferase activity; protein binding
Source: RefSeq, a predicted model, not a curated record
ACGGUAGAAAAUUAUUUAUAGGAGUGAGAUUCCGUUGGAGCUCGUCUGGAGGACGCUCUAUUUUGGGGAGAUUUUGCAACCUCUCCCUGACUGCGCCAUUUUUUUUUCUCGCCUCCACCAACGUCAGCUCUCCAGUCACCAGUUGGACAAGCGGGACGGGACAACAUCCUCACCAGCCGCAAUCCUCCACUCCUCCCCGCAGCCCUCGACCCUCGUCAGCCUCUCCAGUUCACCUCGCCGUCUCCGUCAUGCCCCGCGAGGGUUUGGGGAAUUUUGGAGCGGAGGAGGAGGCGAGGGAUGGUGGACAGGAAGGUUUGGUUACGGAAAUGGAUGUGGAGGAAUCCUCGCCGUCUUCGUCGCCGAUGUCGUCUCCGGCCGGGUCGUCAGAUUCCAUAGACCUCAACUUCCUGCCGUUUCUCAAGAGGGAGCCCAAAUCGGAGCCGUCGUCACCAGAGCUCGGGCCCCUGCCGCUGCCUGUCUCCCUCACCCAGACGCCGCCGCAGCAGCAUGCAGCGGCGGCGGCUCCAGCAACUGAGGCCUCGGUGCCUCCGCCUCCGGCGACUCCUGACCUCUCGUCCGCGUCGAUGAUGACCCCGCUGCAGUCGCUGCCGCCUAACCCAGACGAGGACUCGCUCCUUCGGGAGUACUACCGCCUUGCGAGACUAUAUCUCUCGUCUGCGGGGUCCGGGGCGAUCGUCCCGACACCGGCACCGGAGGCGGCCGCACCGGCGGUGGUACAGUCCGGGGCCGGGUCCGUCGUGAAAAAGCGCCGGCCGCGGUCAUCGGAGCUCGUGCGGGUCUCCUCGCUCGGUGUGCAGGAUCAGAUCUACUUCCGCGACCUCGUGCGCCGGGCGCGCAUCACUUUCGAGUGCCUCCGCGGGCUGCUACUCAGGGACGACGAGCGUGCUGAGUCCCUCGGCCUCGCUGGUGCCGCCGGGUUUGGCGUUGCCAGGGACCGGCGCCGCGCCCGCGCAGACAUGCGUGCCGCAGCGCUCAUGGCAGACCACGACCUCUGGCUCAAUCGCGACCGCCGCAUCGUGGGGCCGAUGCCUGGGAUCUCGGUUGGUGACGCUUUCUUCUUCCGCAUGGAGCUCUGCGUGCUUGGCCUCCAUGGCCAGGUACAGGCAGGAAUUGAUUAUGUCAGUGCAGGGAGGUCGGCCUCUGGGGAGCCUAUAGCCACAUCUAUAAUUGUAUCUGGUGGGUAUGAGGAUGAUGACGAUCAUGGCGACGUACUUGUGUACACUGGGCAUGGCGGCCGGGAUCCCAACCUCCACAAGCAUUGCGUCGAUCAGAAGCUGGAGGGUGGCAAUCUUGCCCUCGAGCGCAGCAUGGCUUAUGGUAUUGAGAUUCGUGUAAUCCGUGCCGUCAAAUCAAGACGAAGCCCUAUUGGUAAGGUAUACUUCUAUGAUGGCCUCUACAAAGUUGUUGACUACUGGCUCGACCGUGGGAAAUCUGGGUUUGGUGUUUAUAAGUAUAAAAUGCUGCGCAUUGAGGGCCAAGAACCCAUGGGUACUGUGAAUUAUCGAGCAGCUGAACAACUUAAGGUGGAUGUGUUUGCUGUAAGGCCAACAGGUUAUUUCAGCUUUGAUAUCUCCAUGGGCCGAGAGACCUUGCCAGUUGCACUCUAUAAUGAUGUUGACGAUGAUCAGGACCCACUCUUAUUUGAGUAUCUAACACGGCCAAUUUUUCCUACCUCUGCUGUCCAGGGGAAAUUUGCUGAGGGUGGUGGUGGUGGUGGUUGUGAUUGUGCUGAGAUUUGCUCAAUUGGAUGUAACUGUGCAGGAAGGAAUGGUGGCGAGUUUGCAUAUAAUAAGACUGGAACCCUGCUACGAGGCAAGCCACUAGUAUAUGAGUGUGGGCCAUAUUGCAGGUGCCCACCUAGUUGUCCUAACAGGGUUAGUCAGAAGGGGCUUCAACAUAGGCUUGAGGUAUUCCGGUCAAGGGAGACUGGGUGGGGAGUUCGUUCUUUGGAUCUCAUUAAGGCUGGCACAUUCAUUUGUGAGUUCAGUGGGAUUGUCCUUACUCACCAGCAGUCAGAGGUCAUGGCAGCGAAUGGUGAUUGCUUGGUGCGUCCAAAUAGGUUCCCUCCAAGGUGGUUGGAUUGGGGUGAUAUAUCUGAUGUGUACCCUGAUUAUGUGGCGCCAGACCAUCCUGUUAUUCCUGAGUUAAACUUUGCAAUUGACGUGUCAAGGGCAAGGAAUGUGGCAUGCUAUUUCAGCCACAGUUGCAGUCCAAACGUGUUUAUCCAGUUUGUGCUGUUUGAUCAUUACAAUGUGUCUUACCCCCACCUAAUGAUCUUUGCCAUGGAAAACAUUCCACCAUUGAGGGAACUAAGCAUCGACUAUGGGAUGGUUGAUGAAUGGACUGGACAAUUAACCAUGUAGCUGGAGUAACCUAUUUAAAAGGCAGUGUUCUCUUUCUUUCUUUUCCCUUUAUUUUUGGAAUUCUCAUAAUGCUUCACCUGGGGAUCAUCAAGCCAACUGGACUAAAAUUCCUCAGCUGACAUACUACAUAUCUAAGCGUAUAACAAAAGCUAUGUAUCUAGAAAAGUCAAAACGUCUUAUGGAAUUGAGGUAUUAAAAUCUGUGCACAUUAUUGUUUUGUGCUUUUACUUUAUCUUUGCACUUACAUGUUGUUUCUUGCCAUAAUAUUGUACUAUUUAUUCUUUUUCAUGAGUCAUUCGAUCCACUUUAGAUUCAGAUAUUUGUCUUUUUUGGCAUGUUUCAUCCGAACCCAUGUUUGUCCAGUAUAUGGUGAUUGUUUCAUGCAUAUAAUUAAUUCCUGGAUGUUUCCUGUGCUGAUUUAUGUUAUUAGGAUGAAGCUAUGUGCGUCAUCAGGUGUUUUUCUCCAUGUUUGCAUAAUUAACUUGAAUAACAGUUUGCCCCUAGUUCGUAAAGUUGAGCUAACUACACAAUUGUGGUUGCUCUUGGCUGUUAACUAGUCUUUUAAAACUCGUAAAAUUUAUGGCAUCCCUUAGGGCUUGUUUGGAUAAUCUUGGAUUGAAGUGGAUUGAGGUGGUAUAAGGUGUAUUGAAGUGUAAUAUGAACUAAUUUUACUUUCAAUCCCUAAAAUACACUUCAAUCCACUUUAAUCCCUCUUUAUCCAAACAAGGCCUUAUUGUUUCAGUCCAACAAUGGAGGUUUCCAACUAGCAUAAUAAUGUUUCUCUGCUGU